Molecule: messenger RNA, 894 nt
Organism: Heterobilharzia americana
Lineage: Eukaryota; Metazoa; Platyhelminthes; Trematoda; Strigeidida; Schistosomatidae
Source: the annotation of a GenBank genome assembly
AUGGCAACUACUACAAAAUCUAAUGUUAAAGGAACCUAUAAUAAUUGGUUUAAAAAUCUUUAUACUGAAUGUAGAACAGCUGAAGAUAUUAGAUGUUCAUCAUAUAAUCAUCGUCAGUUAAUUAGAACAACAUGUAUUGAAACAGACAUUAAAACAAAAUAUGAUCAAUUGAAUACAAACAUUCGUUUGUCUGAUCGUAUACGGACUGUACGUCAAUGGCGAGAUGAAUUGACUAGCCAAUUGAAUCGACUUAAAGAAAGAAUAGUUCAGCUAAAGGAUGCUAAACACUUAACAGAAGAAUUCAUGGUGAAAUUAAAUGAUUUAAUAGGUGUCAAUACUGAAUGUUUAACAAGUUUAGAUCGUAGAUGUAAUGGUGAAUAUAUCGAUGAUCCUGUUUUUAAGGAGUUGAAUCAAGAACGUAAUCUAUUGAAAGAUGAUUUAUAUAAUGAUCUUCAAUUACAAAUUAAUGAAGCAUUUCAUAUACUUAUUGAGUUGAAUGAUGUAUCACAACUAUUUUAUCCAGAUAUAACCAAUAAAAAUGAAGCUAUAGACAUUGAUAUUGAUGUAUAUAAUAUGAAUGAAAAGUCAUCUAGUGUUACCUUUAAACCAUUCUAUGAUCAUUCAUCACAACAAUUACUUGAUUUACAAACAUGGGAGAAUAUAAGUCGGGAAACAUUAGAAAAGGCUAAAAUAAUCAUGAAUAAAGCCGAUGAUCUGCUUCACAGAUUACAUAAUAGUUUACAUAUAACAAUAAAUCGAAUAACAAAUAAAACUGAUCAAGUGAAUGGUGUACUGCGAAUGCGUAGUUAUGAUACAUUGAGAGCAUUACGUGAAAUAGAAUAUCAACUAAAGUCUGUAAGUUUUAAUUUCUUAAAAAUUGUCUUCGAUACUUGA